GGGGAUCCGGGGGAGGCGGAAAGUUGCCGGUGCGCGGCUGAAGUUGGGAAGUUGCGCGGAGCCGCGCGGGGCUGAGCGGGGGGGAAAAGGAAAAAGGGAAAAAAAAGAAAAAAGAGGAAAAAAAAAAUAAAAGGAAAAUGGGGUUGGAAGAAAGAAGGGGUGGGAUUAAAAGCGGCCAGGCAGCACCCCGCUUUUGGGGGGGUGGGGAGACAGCGGGGCCGCCCCCCACCCCUCCCGCGGUGGAAAUUAAAACUCGGGGUGACCCGCGGCUCCGUCCCGCACGAGCCGCCGCUGUCCCCGGGCCGGGGGGACGCGGUGACCCCGCCAUGGCCCUGUCGCCGCGCUGGGGGCUCCGCCAGCCCCGGCCGGCCGCCCCCCCGGCGGGGGGGAGCCCCGCAAUCUGACGGUGCCCCCCGGGAUGGCGAUGAUGGAGAGGCUCCGCAGGGAGACAGGUUCGGCGGGCGACACGUUUGAUGGACCCAGCAGAAGCCAAAUGGAAGAAGGGCCAAUUAAUUAUGUGGAAGAAAGGCGGCUGAAGGAGGGCAGCGGGCUCAGCCUGGUGAAUGGGGGCCGGCCGGAGGCGGGGGGUACCGUGCUGAUGGAGCCCAGCGGGUGGUCGACGGGCCAGCCGCCCGCCACUGGCAAAGCCCACUUGGAAGACGUCCGGAACCUGGUGGCCUUCUCAGCGGUGGCCGAAGCCGUUUCCUCCUACCGGCUCCCGCCGCCGGCGUCGCCGUCGCUGCUGUACGAGAAGUUCGACUCGGAGAUGAGCCGAGGCGGGCUGGGCACGGCGGACGGGGUGCCACGAGGAGAGGAUCUGCACGCCCUCAAGGCCGCCCUGGCUUUGGCCAAGCACGGUGUGAAGCCCCCCAACUGCAACUGCGAUGGCCCCGAGUGCCCCGACUACCUGGAAUGGCUGGAGCAGAAGAUCAAGACGGCUCUCGGAGAAGAGCCGGCGUCGCCGCGGCCCCGCGCCGCCGCCAUCCCCCCGCCUCCUCCCCCAGAAGGUGCUAUCGACCCCCAGCCGGUGCCUGAGGCUGCCGAGCCGUGCCCGCCCGACGGCCUCCCCUUUUCCCAGAGCGCGCUGACCAUCGCCAAGGAGAAGAACAUCAGCCUGCAGACCGCCAUAGCCAUCGAAGCCCUCACGCAGCUCUCGGCCGCCCUGCCCCAGCCCGCGGGCGAUGGGCAGCCCCCGCCGCCGCCGCCCCCCGCCGUCCCCUUCGGCCCCGGCCCCCUCGGCCCGCCGGGGGCCACGUGGCAGCGAGGGGACGAGCCCCGUUACCCACCGGAGCCGGGAGCGGCGUCUGAGCCAUUUUUCGGAGCGGCACCUCCGCGGGGAAGCUUCGCGGCCACGUGGGGGCUGGAGGCCGAGGGGGCGGCGGGGGCUGGAGACCCCAUGGCAGAGCUGGAGCAGCUGCUGGGUAAUGCUGACGACUACAUCAAGGCGGCUUUCAAGAAACCCGAAGCGACGGCCGGCAAAGCGACGGCCCCCAAAACAGAACCCCCCGAGCGAGCAGCCAGCAAAGAAGCACCGGGCGGUCCCCGCUUGCCGCCGGCACCGCCGGAGCCCGACCUGCACAAGAAGACGCAGCUGGUCCUGCAGCAGCAUCUCCACCACAAGCGCAGCCUCUUCCUUGAGCAAAACCUGGCGGCGGCGGUGGCGCCCCCGGACCAGCCGAGCGGCUGGUGGGCUCCCGGCGCCCCCGCCGCGCCCCCCAAGCCCUUUGAAAAGCAGCCCAAAGAGAAAAAGAAGAAAACGCCGCCUGAAAAGCCCCCGCCGGCCAAACCUCUCCGCAAGCAAGUGCAGAUCAAGAAGGCGAAGCAGAAGGACUCGCAGCCGCUCUUCCCUCCCCUCUGGCAGAUCAGCCUGGAGGGGUUUCGGGCGCCCGCCGAACCCCCCGCCGAACCCCCCGCCGAAGAGAUGCAAAUGGAGCCGCCGCCGCCGGCCUUCCCGCACCAGCCUCUUGCACUACCCCUGCCCGCCGCAUGCCCCCCGCCACCAAACCCCCUGGACGGCAUCCCCCCGGCUCCCGACUCUCAGGAAAGGGGUGCCCCCGGGGGGGGCCCCCAAAUUCACUCGGCGCCGGCGGGCUCGACCGGCUCGGAGGAAGCUGCCCCCGCUGCGGCCAGCUCGGCUCCCAUCAUGGUGGACGACAAGUUGGAAGAGCUCAUCCGACAAUUUGAAGCCGAAUUUGGGGAGAAUUUCAACCUGCCGCCCCCCGAGACGCCUGCCCCGCUCGCCCCCGGGGCUGCUGAGCUGUCGGGGGGGACAGCACCAGCCCCACAAGGGUCCCCCACUGCGGCCACAACCACGGCCACCGCCGCAGGCACCGCCGCCGCCCCGGCUCCCAGCAACGUUCCCCAAGCCAGACCCAAAAGCGUCUCUCCAGGGAAGGGGCUGCUGUCAGAGCCACCCUUCACUGCCCGCUCCCCCAAACAGAUCAAAAUCGAGUCUUCUGGUGCUAUCACCGUGGUGUCCACCACGUGUUUUUACUCUGAGGAAAGCCAAAACCCAGACGUGGACAACGUCGACAGAACACCCACCAAGGACGAGGUGCCGCUGACGCCGACUCUGAGCGGCUUCUUGGAGUCUCCGCUGAAAUACCUGGACACGCCGACCAAAAGCCUCCUGGACACCCCUGCCAAGAGGGCGCAGGCUGAAUUCCCCACCUGUGACUGUGUUGAGCAAAUCGUGGAGAAGGAUGAGGGGCCCUAUUACACCCACCUGGGCUCGGGGCCCACCGUGGCCUCCAUCCGGGAGCUCAUGGAGGAGAGGUAUGGUGAGAAAGGCAAGGCCAUCCGCAUUGAGAAGGUCAUCUACACGGGCAAGGAGGGCAAGAGCUCCCGGGGCUGCCCCAUCGCCAAGUGGGUGAUCCGCAGACACAACCAGGAGGAGAAGCUGCUGUGCCUGGUGAGGCACCGUGCCGGCCACCACUGCCAGAACGCCGUCAUCAUCAUCCUCAUCCUGGCCUGGGAGGGCAUCCCCCGCACGCUGGGGGACACGCUCUACCAGGAGCUCACCGACACCCUCACCAAGUACGGCAACCCCACCAGCCGCCGCUGCGGCCUCAACGACGACCGGACCUGCGCGUGCCAAGGCAAGGACCCCAACACCUGCGGUGCUUCCUUCUCCUUCGGCUGCUCCUGGAGCAUGUACUUCAAUGGCUGCAAAUACGCCCGCAGCAAAACUCCCCGCAAGUUCAGGCUGGUGGGAGACAACCCCAAAGAGGAAGAGCUGCUCCGGAGAAGCUUCCAGGACUUGGCCACCGAGGUUGCUCCGCUUUACAAGAGGCUGGCGCCGCAAGCCUACCAAAACCAGGUCACCAACGAGGAUGUAGCCAUCGACUGCCGGCUGGGCUUGAAGGAGGGGAGGCCGUUCUCAGGGGUGACGGCGUGCAUGGACUUCUGUGCUCACGCUCACAAGGACCAGCACAACCUCUACAACGGCUGCACCGUGGUCUGCACGCUGACGAAGGAAGACAAUCGUGUGGUGGGGAAAAUUCCCGAAGAUGAGCAGCUUCAUGUCCUCCCCCUCUACAAGAUGUCCAGCACGGAUGAGUUCGGCAGCGAGGAGAACCAAAACGCCAAGGUGGGCAGCGGGGCCAUCCAGGUGCUCACGUCCUUCCCCCGCGAGGUCCGCAAGCUGCCUGAGCCCGCCAAGUCCUGCCGGCAGCGGCAGCUGGAAGCCAGGAGAGCUGCUGCCGAGAGGAAGAAGCUGCAGAAAGAGAAGCUGAUGACGCCAGAGAAAAUCAAGCAGGAAGCGCUCGAGCUCCCCACGCUCCAGCCAAAUGCAGGUAUGGCGUUGAAAGGCGGGAUACCCCCGCAGCCGCUGAAACCUUCCAUCAAGGUGGAACCCCAGAGCCAUUACAACGCCUUCAAGUACAACGGCAACGCCGUGGUGGAGAGCUACUCGGUGCUGGGCAGCUGCCGGCCCUCCGACCCGUACAGCAUGAACAGUGUUUACUCUUACCAUUCCUACUAUGCACAGCCCAAUCUGCCUUCCGUGAACGGGUUUCACUCCAAGUUCGCGCUUCCCUCCUUCGGGUAUUACGGCUUUUCCAGCAACCACGUGUUCCCCUCGCAGUUUCUCAAUUACGGGGCGCCCGAGAGGAGCGGGAGCAGCUGGGUCAGCAACGGCUACGAGAAGAAGCCCGACGUCUCGGCGCUGCAGGAGAACCUCAACCACACCUACGGGAACAGCAAUUUCCCCAAGCCCAUCCCGCACGCCGUGCGGAGCAAAAACCAUCACCAGCGCACCUACGAGCGAGCCAACCGCUACGCCAGCCAGCAGAAAGCGGCGGCGGCGGCGACGGCCGGGGCGCACAGGACUAGCUCGGGCUCGGAGGAGGCACCGGCGUUUGCACAGAACUGUUUCGGCAGCCGGCCCAUCAAGCAGGAGCCUCCAGACCCCCCGCCCGCCAUCGAGCCCCUUCCCAGCGUUGCGGCCGUGCCCGGCGCUGGCUUAACGCUGCCGGCCGUCCCUGCGCACGGCACGGCGCCGGAGCAGCGGUGGAGCCCCUACAAGGCACCCCGGGGCACGGCUUCCCCCGAGAGGACUAGCACGGCCGAGGGCUCGUGGAGCACGCUGGCGCCGGGCUCGGGCGGGCGGGAGAAGCUGAGCGCCUUCGACGCCGCCGUGCGCUUGCCGCCACCGGAGAAGCAGUGGUCCGACGCCCUGGCCGGAGAGCCGGCGGCGGCAGCGGCGCAUGGCUCGGGCUUGCUGCCGAAACCGUGGAGCCCCUGCAAGCUGGGGGAGACGGCGCUGGCCGGCACGGGUGCCCCGAGCGUGCUGGGGUCACUGGGGUUCAGCUCGGCUCUGCCAGGGCUCCCCAGCUUCCCCGAAGAGCCGUGGGGCUCCGUGAAGGUGGAGGAGCGGAGGACACCAGCACCCAGCCCGGGGCUGGCGGAGAAGCCGUGGGAGGCAGCAGUGGGGGAGAAGGGGGUGGCAGGGCCCCGCCAGGAGAAGCCGUGGGACCCCUUUGGCCUGGAGGAGGAUCUGCCGGAGAAGGCGGUGAAGGAGGAAGAGGAAGAGGAGGAGGAAGAGGAGGAGGAAGAAGAAGAGGAGUGGUCGGACAGCGAGCACAACUUCCUGGACGAGAACAUCGGCGGGGUGGCCGUGGCUCCCGCCCACGGCUCCAUCCUCAUCGAGUGCGCCCGCCGCGAGCUCCACGCCACCACCCCGCUGAAGAAACCCAACCGCUGCCACCCCACCCGCAUCUCCCUCGUCUUCUACCAACACAAGAACUUGAACCAGCCCAACCACGGCCUGGCGCUGUGGGAGGCCAAGGUGAAGCAGCUGGCGGAGCGGGCUCGGGCCCGGCAGGAGGAGGCGGCGCGUCUGGGGCUGCCGCCGGACGCCAAAGCCUUUGCCAAGAAGCGCAAGUGGGGCGGCGCGUUGGCGACCGAGGCGCCCAGCAAGGAGAGGAGGGACUCAGUCCCCACGCGGCAGGCGGUGGCCAUCCCCACCAACUCCGCCAUCACUGUGUCCUCCUACGCCUACACCAAGGUGACGGGCCCCUACAGCCGCUGGAUCUGAGACCGAGGCGACCGCCAUGGCCCCAUCUUACCUCAACCCUCGGCAGCGCCGCAGCCCGGCGUUGCUUCGUGGUGCUUUCUCCUCGGGCGUGGGGGAGAAGAAAACAAAAGUAAAUAGACGAAACCGAAGCGAAACACAACAACCACAAAGAAAAAAAAUGUAACCCAUAGGAAACGAACCCAACGCGCGCGCUUGGGAGCAGCGGAGCCGGCGCGGGCUCACGCCGUCGGAGAGCUGCGCCCGGCGAGGAGUUGGCAAAGCAAGCAAAACUUGGUUAAAAAACCCAAGAGGAACGAUGCUGUUUGAUGAUUUUAGGUAAUCUCGUAUUUAUAUCUCCAUGUUUUUUAAUCUAGCCUCGGAUGAAUUUCCUAGCGUCCUUUCGCAAGGAGAGGUUUUUAAUUCCACUUCAAAUGGCCUGUUUGUUGGAUUUGAUUUUAUUUUAUUUUUUACUCCGAUGAUAACGACGAAGCCGAUCUUCAAAAGAGAAGCCAACAUUGAAAAACCACCCUAAUCAUGAAUCCAAACCAACCUGAACACCAAACCAGCUCAAAGGCAAGAGGUGAUUCCCUCCAGCUCUGCCGCGUGGGGGCUGGUGGGACCGUGUGCUUUACUGUCAGCCGGACACGCUGAACACCCAAUUAUUUUUAUUCCAAGGACCUAAAAAUACCAAUUUUGCAGCUCGAGGAGACCUUUCUCACAGCAACGUGAGCCCGCGAGCGAGCGGGCCGUCCCGGGACGGCACAUCUCCGCCCGGCUCCUCGCCUCCGGCGGGAUCGGCUCUGCCGCCGCGGAGCAAAGCCGGCGUCUCUCCUGGCGCCGGAGACCUCAGGACACGUCCGGGCUGGGGAACGCCGCUGUCGGGGGGCUGCCCUUGGGCUUGGACUUGGGGCUCCUUCGCCCACGGCCUCCGGGGCGAGCGGCAGCGGCGUCGUCUCCAUAGGAGCCGACGGGACAAAAACAGAAGAAAAAAAAAAGAAAAAAAAUAUAUACAAAAAACAGGAAAAAAACACAAACCAACCCCAAACUGUGAAUAGCGAGUGUUGCUCUCUGUACAUCACUGUUGCUAAAGUCUGGUGCUUUCCGUCUCCGGGGGACUUUCUCCAUGCAAUCGGCUCCGGGAAGAGCGAAUCCCAAGGCUUGGCUGGCCAAAACCCCGCCAGGUCCGCCUUCCCCGCCGGUGCCGGCGAGCCGCGGCCAGCGCUGCCGGGGCUCGGUGCUCUUUUCUCUCCCCGGGUGCCAUCCCUCCUUCCUACGGAUCACCGUUCUUCCCUCAAAACAAACAAACAAAAAAAAACAAAACAAAAACCCCAACCCGACCAAUAACCCAGCAACGACGACAACCGCGUGGUGCUUUUCGAACACUCUCAGUCGAGACUUCCCGCCCGGCGCCGGGACGGACGGCACACGGCCGAGCUGCCCCGCGGCUCGCCGGGAGCGCGGCGUGGCCGGAGCCGGGGGCCGGCGUCCCCGGGCGGGGUCGUUGCUUUUGCACUUUGAGGUGCCUUUUGGAGAGCCAGCGAGGCAGCGCCGACGCCGUCGCCGUGCGGAAUCACCUCGUGUUUACCGUCACCCUCCUUCCCCACCUCGCGCACGGGCACGGAUUCAGCAGGAUCUCGGUAAAACAGCCUGAACAUUGGCGUGGUCUGAUUUUAAAACCUGUAAAUAGGGAAAGAAAUUUUUUUAAAAGCACUUUCACCUAGAUUUAAAAAAAAAAAAAAGAAAAAAAAAGAAGCGAAACUUAAAAAAGCAAACAACUCCCCUCUUUCCUCUCCCCCCACUCCCCCCCAACUUGAAGCAGUAUGUUUUAAACAAGAUUAUCGUGGGAGAACUGUAAAUACUGGCAGAAUAUUUAACAUGCUUUGUCCGUCCUUCAUCAUUAAUUAAUUUUUUUUUGGUUUUUUGUUUUUGUUUUUUGUUGGUUUUUUUAACCGUAAUCUGUAAAGUCGCGUAUAUUUGACAAGGAAACUCAACGAGCUAUUCCCGCUUUUCUUAGAAAUACCCAAUAGCAUAUCAGGAUUGUAAGAGUCAGAUUCUGGGGACGCCGGCGGGCGCCGUGGGGGACCCGCCGCGUCGCCGUGGUUCGGAACGCGGAGCGGGGACGAUCCGGGGCCGGGUUCGGGUGCCGGCCCCGUUGUUGUCGCCCGGGGUCUCUGGCUGGCGUGACGGGGGUGCCUUGGAGGAGAAGGAGCGUCGGGAGAAGGCGAUGGUCCGUGUAACCUGUCUAAGUCCUGCUUCCUCAGAGGUUUUUCGGUGCAGGGAGGGGUCGGUCCGGCGCGGCGGGUUCAGCCCGGGAGAGCGGGGAGCUGCCGGCGCCGCGGGUCGGGGAGCGAGAACUGCUGCAGUCUCAACGUUUUUACACUACAUCAACUUCGUCUAACCUACCUCAACUCUCAGUCAUUACGAAUUCGCACGCUUCAGACUUCUACACAAACUCGAAAUCUAUGCACAGCUCUUUACCCCUUGCUGCUGAGAGGCUGUUUCCAAGCAAAAUCUUUUCCCUUUACCCGUCCCGGCAGCCGCGCUCGUCCCGCCCGUGCCGAAGCCGCGGGGGUCGCGGAGCUCGGGGUGGGGAGGGACGUUUUUAACGAGUGGGAUGUGGGGACCUGGUUUUGCAGCAGGUCGUGGCCACAAUGGUGCUAGAACAACAGCCGUGGUGGAAACCCCAGGGAGGGCUCGGCACGGGGAGCCCCGACCGGCUCCUCCGUCCCGCUUUGGUUUUUCUGGCCGCGGUGCUUCGCCUCGGGCAGGAAAGGGGGGAUGCAGUUUGGGUCCCCCUCUAUCUCGAUGCUCUCGGGAUGAGGCACGGGAAGGAGAAGGAAACCAGAAUCCCUGAGGUGCCUCAAUUGCUGAUUUUUCCUUUUAAUACUGGAGUACGCUUUGUGGGCUCUAUAAGGCAUAUUUUUAUUAAAUGAAAUCUUGUAAUACAAACGGUGCUAUGGUGUUUUAACAAACUGUAUCACGCUUCUGCCUGAUUCCAUCUCGCUGAGGUGCUACUAAUGUAUAUAUCAAAUUAAGGAACCAAGAGAAGAAAAAAAAAAAAA
Molecule: messenger RNA, 8577 nt
Organism: Motacilla alba alba
Lineage: Eukaryota; Metazoa; Chordata; Aves; Passeriformes; Motacillidae
Gene: TET3
Product: tet methylcytosine dioxygenase 3
Exons: 10
Coding region: 419-5536 (1705 amino acids)
Biological process (GO): positive regulation of transcription by RNA polymerase II; oxidative demethylation
Cellular component (GO): nucleus
Molecular function (GO): DNA 5-methylcytosine dioxygenase activity
Source: RefSeq, a predicted model, not a curated record